Messenger RNA from Perca fluviatilis (European perch), 2968 nucleotides. RefSeq names its product zinc finger protein 271-like. Gene Ontology annotation, biological process: negative regulation of transcription by RNA polymerase II. The transcript has 8 exons. Gene Ontology annotation, molecular function: DNA-binding transcription repressor activity, RNA polymerase II-specific. The coding region runs from base 173 to 2968 and encodes 931 amino acids. Lineage: Eukaryota; Metazoa; Chordata; Actinopteri; Perciformes; Percidae. The record is from RefSeq and is a predicted model, not a curated record.
CAAAGCGAGGAAUGGAGGACCAGACCUCUGACCAGAACCCGGAGCAGCGGAGCAACAAGGUCCUCAGAAGACAAGCAGCAGGCUCGGACUCUGAUACCACCGAUGUUCAGAAUCCAGAGUGAGUCCAGCAGCCACAGAGGAGAGCUGCUGGAUUUCAGAGACAAAGAGAGGAAUGGAGGACCAGACCUCCGACCAGAACCCGGAGCAGCGGAGCAACAAGGUCCCCAGAAGACAAGCAGCAGGCUCGGACUCUGAUACCACCGAUGUUCAGAAACGGAGAGGAAGAGAGAGACUCAAACAUCACAACUGUCAGCACUGUGACAAAUCCUUCACAAGAUCAACGUCUUUAAAGAUUCAUCAGAGAGUUCACACUGGAGAGAAUCUGCACAGCUGUGAUCAAUGUGGGGCAGCUUUCACACAACAGAGUCACCUAAAAACACAUCAACGCCUUCACACUGGAGAGAAGCCGUACAACUGUGAUCAGUGUGGGGCAGCUUUCACACACCAGGGUCACCUAAAAACACAUCAACGCAUUCACACUGGAGACAAACCUCACAGCUGUGAUAUAUGUGAGAAAGCUUUCACCACUAAAAGAGAAGUUGAAGUCCACCGACUUGUUCACACUGGAGUGAAACCGUACUGGUGUGAUCGAUGUGGGAAGACUUUUUGUAAUAGUGGUAACCUUAAAAUACACCAGCGCGUUCACACUGGAGAGAAGCCAUAUUGGUGUGAACAAUGUGGGAAAACGUUUUCUAAUAGUGAUAACCUUAAAAGACACCAGCGCAUUCACACUACAGAAAGCAAAAACGCUGAUGAUGUAAUACAAAUGGCCAGAGUGAGUCCACACACAACAGAGCAAGCAGCCACAGAGGAGAGCUGCUGGAUUUCAGAGACAAAGAGAGGAAUGGAGGACCAGACCUCCGACCAGAACCCGGAGCAGCGGAGCAACAAGGUCCCCAGAAGACAAGCAGCAGGCUCGGACUCUGAUACCACCGAUGUUCAGAAACGGAGAGGAAGAGAGGGAACUGGACGUCACCGCUGUCAGCACUGUGACAAAUCCUACGCAACCUCAAAUUACUUAAAGGUUCAUCAGAGAGUUCACGCCGGAGGGAAACUGUACAGCUGUGACCAAUGUGGGGCAACUUACAUACAACAGAGUAACCUCAAAAAACACCAACGCAUUCACACUGGAGAGAAGCCGCACAGCUGUGACCAAUGUGGGGCAACUUACGCACAGUGGAGUAACCUCAAAAACCACCAACGCAUUCACAUUGGAGAGAAACCGUACAGCUGUGAUCAAUGUGGGGCAGCGUUUGCCUCUCAAAGAAGGCUAGUAAUACACCGACGCAUUCACAGUAGAGAGAAGCCUUACUGGCGUGAACAAUGUGGGAAAACUUUUUCUACGAGUGACCACCUACAACUCCAUCGACGUGUUCACACUGGAGAGAAGCCAUAUUGCUGUGAACAAUGUGGAAAAUCCUUCACAAGAUCAUCGUAUUUAAAGAUUCAUCAGAGAGUUCACACUGGAGAGAAUCUGCACAGCUGUGAUCAAUGUGGGGCAGCUUUCACACAACAGAGUUCCCUUAAAAUACAUCAAAGCCUUCACACUGGAGAGAAGCUGUACAGCUGUGAUCAAUGUGAGAAAACCUUUUCAAGGAGUGAUCAUCUUAAACAACACCACCAGUACAUUCACACUGGAGAGAAGCUGUACAGCUGUGAUCAAUGUGAGAAAACCUUUUCAAGGAGUGAUCAUCUUAAACGACACUACCAGUACAUUCACACUGGAGAGAAACUGUACAGCUGUGAUCAGUGUGGGACAGCUUUCACAACAGGGAGUGACCUAAAAAAACACCAGCGCAUUCACACUGGUGAGAAGCCGUACAGCUGUAAUCAAUGUGGGAAAACCUUUUCUCGGAGUGAUUCUCUUAAACAGCACCAUCGCAUUCACACUGGUGAGAAGCCGUACAGCUGUGGACAGUGUGGGAAAACUUUCAGCUGUCAGAGUCAACUACAAUCCCAUCGACGUGUUCACACUGGAGAGAAGCCGUACAGCUGUGAACAGUGUGGGAAAACUUUUUCCCGGAGUGAUUCUCUUAAACAACACCAACGCAUUCACACUGGAGAGAAGCCGUACAGCUGUGAUUUGUGUGAGAAAGCUUUCACCAAUCAGAGUCACCUACGAUCCCAUCGACGUGUUCACACUGGAGAGAAGCCGUACUGGUGUGAACAAUGUGGGAAAACUUUUUGUCAGAGUGGCCAACUAGAACUCCACCGACGCGUUCACACAGGAGAGAAGCCAUACUGGUGUGAACAAUGUGGGAAAAUGUUUUCUCAGAGUAGUAGCCUUAAAUCUCACCAGUGCAGUCACGCUGGACUCAAACGUCACCACUGUCAGCACUGUGACAAAUCCUUUACAAGAUCAUGGUAUUUAAAGAUUCAUCAGAGAGUUCACACUGGAGAGAAGCCGUACAGCUGUGAUCAAUGUGGGGCAGCUUUCACACGACAGAGUAUCCUAAAAACACAUCAACGCAUUCACACUGGAGAGAAGCCGUACAGCUGUGAUCAAUGUGGGGCUGCUUUCUCACAACCGAGUCACCUAAAAACACAUCAACAGAGUCACACUGGAGAGAAGCCGUACAGCUGUGAUCAAUGUGGGGCUGUUUUCACACGACAGAGUCACCUAGAAAUACAUCAACGCAUUCAUACUGGAGAAAAUCUGCACAGCUGUGAUCAAUGUGGGGCAGCUUUCACACGACAGAGUCACCUUCAAUGUCACCAACGUAUUCAUACUGGAGAGAAGCCAUACAGCUGUGAACAAUGUGGGAAAACGUUUUCUCAGAGUAGUGCCCUUAAAUCUCACCAACGUGUUCACACUGGAGAGAAGCCGUACAGCUGUGAACAAUGUGGGAAAACGUUUUCUCAGAGAGGUAGCCUUAAAUCUCACCAGUGCCUUCACACUUCAUUGUGA